Molecule: messenger RNA, 1356 nt
Organism: Dichotomopilus funicola
Lineage: Eukaryota; Fungi; Ascomycota; Sordariomycetes; Sordariales; Chaetomiaceae
Exons: 1
Coding region: 1-1356 (451 amino acids)
Source: RefSeq, a predicted model, not a curated record
AUGUCUUGGGACUCAAAAGUGGCCCGGCGUAGGCAAAGCAGUGCCGCGUCGGGAACGAGGAACAUCGCCAUACAUGCCCGACAGCAGGCCAAACGAUCCAUACAGCCCCAGUCACAGCACGUCGCCGACCCCUUCCUGCAGGACUUCCUCAACCCCUCCUUUGAUCCCGCCUCCUAUCUCAACGCCACUUUGCCGCCAUUACAAACCUCAUCCCGCACGCCCGCAAGCCAGGCUUCCAGCCAAGCCCCGGUUCCGCUCUCGGAGCUCUCUAUCCAGACCCAAACCGUGCUCUCCCAGCUCAACGCCCACACCACACGGUUGACCAACACCCUGACCGAACUCACCAACGAGAUCCUCCGGAGCGGCGGCCGGUUAGCCUACGAGGUUGAGCUGUUGCGAGGCGAGACGCUCGGGUUGGCUGAGACUCUGACGGAGGGACUGGAAGACGACAUCGCCAAGUUUGUCCCGGGCGGUAUCAAGGACUCCUUUGCCGAGCCUAGAACGGCAACGGAUGGCCACAGCCACGGCACAUCUACGCAUCAACGGCGUGCGUCCAUCCUAUCUAUUCCACCGCAACCACCAGCAAUCGCAGCAGCAACAACAACAACCUCAGGAUCAACAGAACCCAGCACAACGACGGAUACCGCAACAGCAGACCCAACAACAACCACCACCACCACCACCCCUCCCACCGCACCCAACGAGCCCCCCUACAUAACCCAACUCCGCACCCUGACCCUCGUCCGCGCCCGCCUUGAAUCCGUCAUCAAAACCUUCGGCGACGCCAUGGAAUUCGUCUUCCCCCCUUCCGCCCUCUCCGUCAGCUCCUCCUUCCUGUCCGUCUCCGCCCCCGACGCCGGUGGCAACAACCACAGCACGGAAGAAAAGGGCCAGCAGGUCCUGCAGAAACUGCGGGAUGAGGUUGCGGGUUUACUUCUCGGUCUUGGUAGUAGUGACGGGGGCGGGGACGGACCUGGUGAUGGGGACCCCAUCAAGGGCAUCGAAGACGCUGCACGGCGGGUAGAGGAGCUGAAAGAUCUGGCUCUGGUGUGGAAGGGCACGGCGGAGGAAAAGGGGCGGGCGAAGUUUAUCGAGAGUUUGGCAAGGAUGGUGGAGGAUCGGCAUCGGGAGUUGUUGAGGGAGGCGAAUGAGCAACAGCAGCAGCAGCAGCAGGCUGGGGGGCGGCGGGAUGGUGGUGGAAGGGCAGGAUCGGGUGGGAAGAAUGACGGUAGCAAUGGGGCUGGGAGAGUGAAUGGUGGUGGUGAUGCGGAUGGAGCUGGGCAGGCUGAGGCGAAGGGGUAUGCGGGGGCGUAUGGGUUGAUCAGUCAGUUGCAGAAGCUGCGGAAUGGGCUGUGA